GAGCAAUUCAAAGCAGCGCGGGAAGACGCGCGCAGGCGCGCUCGGGGACCGGCUCGGGGCGCGCUCCUGGCGGCCGCGACCGUGGGAGUCCCAGCUUCCGUAAACCCGGCUGCACCCCCCGGUGGACAUGCCUGUGCCGUAGCUGACAUUCUGCACCCCGGUUGCGUGUGGUGGGAGCCGCCUAGGGUGCUCAGAUGGAGGAGCCCAUGGCGUGUUCUUCCCUGCCUGGCUGUGACAGGAGCCCCGCCGAUGACUCGUUAAAAAGAUAUGAGCAGAAUGUGAAACUUUCAGGCAUUAAAAAAGAUAUUGAGAAGCUUUGUGAAGCUGUACCACAGCUUGUCAGUGUGUUCAAAAUUAAGGACAAAAUCGGAGAAGGCACCUUCAGCUCUGUCUACUUGGCCACGGCGCAGCUGCAGGUCGGACAUGAAGAGAAGAUUGCGCUGAAGCACUUGAUCCCAACAAGUCACCCCGUGAGAGUCGCCGCGGAGCUCCAGUGUCUGACACUUGCGGGGGGGCAGGACAACGUCAUGGGAAUCAAGUACUGCUUCAGGAAAAACGAUCAUGUGGUUAUUGCCAUGCCGUAUCUGGAACAUGAGUCGUUUUUGGACAUUUUGAAUUCUCUUUCCUUUCAAGAAGUACGAGAGUAUAUGUUUAAUCUCUUCAUAGCUUUGAAACGGAUUCAUCAGUUUGGUAUUGUUCAUCGAGAUGUGAAGCCCAGCAAUUUUUUAUACAAUAGACGCCUGAAAAAGUAUGCCUUGGUGGACUUUGGUUUGGCCCAAGGAACCCAUGACACGAAAAUAGAGCUGCUCAAGUUUGUCCAGUCUGAGGCUCAGCAGGAAGGCUGUCCACGAAACAAGUACCACGGAGUCACUGGACACAAGGGCUCCCUGAGCCGCCCAGCACCUAAAAAUCUGGAUCAGCAGUGUGCCGCAAAAACUUCCGUCAAGAGACCCUACGCAAACUCACAGAACGCACAGACUCACGUUAAGCAAGGGAAAGACGGAAAGGAGGGAUCUGUAGGCCUUUCUGUCCAGCGCUCUGUUUUUGGAGAAAGAAAUUUCAAUAUACACAGCUCCAUUUCCCAUGAGAGCCCUGCAGAGAAACUCAUAAAGCAAUCAAAGACUGUGGAUAUAAUCUCAAGAAAGCUAGCAACAAAAAAGGCGGCCAUUUCUACAAAAGCUGUGACUGGUGUGAUGAGGAAAACUGCCAGUUCUUGCCCGGCUGUCCUGACCUGUGACUGUUAUGGGACGGACAAAGUCUGCAGCAUCUGCCUGUCGAGGCGGCAGCAGGUUGCCCCUCGGGCAGGCACACCAGGAUUCAGAGCACCGGAGGUCCUGACAAAGUGUCCUAACCAGACCACAGCAAUUGACAUGUGGUCUGCGGGCAUCAUCCUCCUCUCCCUGCUCAGUGGGCGGUACCCAUUUUACAAGGCCAGCGAUGACUUAACUGCUUUGGCUCAAAUCAUGACAAUUCGGGGAUCCAGGGAAACCAUCCAGGCUGCUAAAGCUUUUGGCAAAUCAAUUUUGUGUAGCAAAGAAGUCCCAGCACAAGACUUGAGGAAACUCUGUGAGAGACUAAGGGGUCUAGACCCUGACACUCCCAAGUUAUCGGUCAGUCCACCAGGCUGUACUUCUCCAGAGAACACUGACCAUAAAGCUUCUUACCACGUACAGACAUCUCCAGCACAGCACGCAGAGGAGUCCUUGAAUAAAAGGGACAGUGAUGGCUGUGGGAGUCAUCCCAGGCAGUGUACUACCAACUCGGAAGGCUGGGACACAGUACCUGAUGAAGCCUACGACCUGCUUGAUAAACUUCUGGAUCUAAACCCAGCUUCUAGAAUAACAGCACAAGCGGCCUUACUGCAUCCGUUCUUUAAGGAUAUGCACUCCUGAUGCGGGUCUCCAUUCACGUCUGCUGUGUGUUGUCAGGUGGGGUAGCUGAGCACAGGUUCCAGGGAAGGAUGAAUAACUUAUUUUCAAAUUACGAUGUUUGCUCUGGUGUCAAAUUGUAAACAGAUUAAGAAUUAUUAAAUGUUCAGGGGAGUCCUUAACAUGAUCUUUAGUUAAACCACCAAGUAGAGGCAGAGCUUUAGUCCCUGUUUUCUCUGCUUCUGGAGCCGCCUUAGCCUGACGCACAGGUUCAAGGAACAAGUCCUAUGAUUCACAGAUAUGACAGGGAGUAAAAGUGAAAAAGACUGUUUCCAGAUCUGUGUGGUCUGUGCUGUGCGUGCAUGGGGAACUGUUCUUGGUGGUGUGUAGGAGACAUGAUCUUUGCUACAGGCGUGCAUAUUUAUAAACGCAAAUAAUGACUGCAGAGAUGUGGGCAAAUGACCCUGCUUCAGACAGUCAGUCUUGGACGUUGUUAGACGGUGCUUACUGCAGAGUUCUGGUGCUUUCCUAAGUGUUACAUGUAUUUAUAUUGGGAGCCUAAUAAUGUGCAUAUUGUGGAUAAGGCAGAAAUGCUCCUUUCUCUUGUGUGACCAUUUUUUUCUCACCAUCUUAGUUUAUUUAAUUAGGUAGCUGCCACAAGGAAAGGUGAGCAUACACCUGGGAACCUGAGGGUGUUGUCUGCCAGGAGCAUCCAGAUUUCUGCAUUUCUGUUCAGAGUUGACCUUGCUCAGAGAGAAAUGGUUCCUGGAGUCUCGGGAGGACUGGGAAGAAAGAUGAUGAAGUAGACAGAGUAACGAAGGACUUGCACAGCAUUUGUGCAUUUUUACACUCACCUGCUCUGUGUCUGUGGUAGCGCACCAGGCUUCCCAGGGGUCGGGAGGGUAGACUUGCUGAGGGGUCCCCUUGGUUUAACCACAGGUUCUAGGGAACUGUUCCUCAUUCAGAAAAUUCACUUUCCUGUUUUGAACACUGAUAGAUCAAUGGUGUAUACACAUAUUGUCUUAUGCUGUAUUUUUUUUAAACUUGAAUGUCUUGGGGAUAUGUAUUUAAUAAUAAACGUUUCUUUUUAGAUUCU
This is a messenger RNA of Peromyscus leucopus (white-footed mouse), 2964 nucleotides long. RefSeq names its product cell division cycle 7 (gene Cdc7). NCBI's taxonomy places the organism in Eukaryota, Metazoa, Chordata, Mammalia, Rodentia, Cricetidae. The coding region runs from base 195 to 1892 and encodes 565 amino acids. Gene Ontology annotation, biological process: mitotic DNA damage checkpoint signaling; protein phosphorylation. The record is from RefSeq and is a predicted model, not a curated record. Gene Ontology annotation, cellular component: nucleus. Gene Ontology annotation, molecular function: protein serine/threonine kinase activity; ATP binding. The transcript has 12 exons.